AUGAAUGCUCAAUUAGCCAAUCUUGCCGAAAUGAUUUCAAAGAUGUCCAUGUCCUCUUCCAACAAUACCAAUCAACCCUCAAGUUCUUCUAACCUUCCAUCCCAACCCCAACCAAACCCAAAGGGCAGUAUCAACGCCAUCACUCUACGAUCGGGAACUACAUUGGAGGAGAUACCUCCAAGGAUCUUGGAAGACAUUCAUAAGGAAGAAGUGAUUGUUGAAGCUCCACAUGAAGAGGAGGAGGUAGGCAAGAGGCAUGAAGAGGAAGGAGUAAACCUCAAGGAACCCAAGAGGAAAGCUCUAGUGGAUGAGUCCAUCCUAAUUCCAUUCCCUUUCAUGGUAAAGAAAGCAAAGAAGAUGCCAGAAUUUGACAUGAACAUGCUUCAAGUGUUCAAGAAGGUUGAGGUAACCAUACCACUUCUUGAUGCUAUUCAACAAAUUCCAAAGUAUGCAAAAUUCUUAAAAGACUUGUGUACACACAAGGAUAGGAUAGGGGAAUUGGAGACAUUAUCCUUGGGAAGUUCAAUCUCUUCCUUGAUGGAACCCAUACCAAAGAAAUGUGGUGAUCCUGGGCCUUGUUUGGUAUCUUGUUGUAUUGGUGGACACACUUUUCAUGAUUGUAUGUGUGAUCUAGGGGCUUGUGUAAGCAUCAUGCCGCUUUCUACUUUUGUGCGGUUGAAUUUAGCUCCAUUGAAGAGGUCGACGGCGAGAUUUUUCUUGGCCGAUAAAAGUGUGAUCACGGUAACAGGAAUAGCCGAAGAUGUACUUGUGGGAAUCAAGGACUUGAUCUUUCCGGUUGACUUUUAUAUCCUUGAAAUGCCCCCAACAGAGAAUAGAAGCUCAUCCUCCGUUCUACUUGGUAGGCCUUUCCUUAAAACCUCUAAAUUCAAGUUAGAUGCCUUCACCAGUACAUAUUCCUUUGAGGUUGGAGACAAGACUAUCAAGUUUAAUUUGGAAGAAGCCAUGAAACAUCCUCCCGAAGAGCAUUCUGUUCUCCGACGUGAUGUAAUUGAUGAGUUGGUAGCGGAAGCGCAAGACGAAGACCAUAACAAGUUGUGCUACCAAGCCAUUGAGGAGAGGAAUGACGAAGAGGAUGAACAUGAGGAAGUUGUUGAGGAUGAAGCUCGUGAGCUUGAUGAAAAAGAACCUCAGCUUGAGGCAAAGAGUGAAUUGAAACCUCUUCCAUCUCAUUUGAAAUAUGCUUUCUUAGAGGAUAACGAAAAGUGUCCAGUCAUUAUUGCUAGUGAGCUCUUUAGUGAGGAAGAAGAGAGGCUCCUAGAUGUUCUCAGAAAGUACAAGAAAAUGAUUGGUUGGAGCCUAGUCGAUAUUGUGGGGAUUGACCCUCGCAAAUGCAUGCACCGUAUAUUUCUCCAAGAAGGAGCUAGGCCGGUUAGACAACCGCAAAGAAGACUCAAUCCAACCAUCCUUGAUGUGGUAAAGAAAGAGGUCACUAGGCUACUUGAUGCGGGUAUCAUAUACCCAAUUUCUGACAGUGAGUGGGUAAGCCCGGUCCAGGUUGUUCCAAAGAAGUCAGGCAUCACUGCGGUCACAAAGGAUGAUGGUGGAGUGGUCACCAAGAGAGUAUAA
This is a messenger RNA of Arachis duranensis, 1587 nucleotides long. RefSeq lists its product as uncharacterized. Bases 1 to 1587 code for a protein of 528 amino acids. NCBI's taxonomy places the organism in Eukaryota, Viridiplantae, Streptophyta, Magnoliopsida, Fabales, Fabaceae. The record is from RefSeq and is a predicted model, not a curated record. The transcript has a single exon.